GUUACCCGCAACACCGAUGUCGCUCGCCCACGACCUUUCCUCCGACUGGCUAGCGGUCUCUGAACCCUUCCCGCACGUACUGCACAUCGAACUGUCCCGCAAACCAGUAAACGCGUUCUCAGCUGCAUUCUGGAGAGCGUAUGGGGCGCUGCUAGACCGAAUCGUCGCCGAAUGUCGCGACGUGCGCGCGGUGGUGCUCUCAUCGUCUAUUCCCAAGUUGUUUACCGCCGGAAUCGAUCUGGCGGACGCGGCAAAAAUCACGACCGGUGGCCUGCACGCUCUCGUCGCUCCGGAUCCCGCCAGAACAUCGCUCGUGGCACUGCAAGACAUCAAAGAAUUCCAGCACGCCAUCGGUGCGCCCGAGCGCUGCCCCUUCCCCGUGAUCGUCGCCGUGCACGGCGCGGUACUGGGCCUGGGUAUCGACGUCAUCGCCGCAUGCGAUGUCCGCUACGCGGCUGCGGACGCGAGCUUCAGUAUCAAGGAAGUGGACAUCGGACUAGCAGCAGACGUCGGCACUCUCUCCUAUCUCCCCAAGAUUACCGCAAAUCACUCGCUCAUGCGCGAGCUGGCGUACUCGGCGGAGUUGUUUUCUGCCGCAGAUGCACAGCGUCUCGGGCUCGUCUCGCGUGUGGUACCGGGGAGCAGGGACGAGGUCGUCGGCGCGGCAUUGGAGCUGGCGGGCCGGAUUGCGGCGAAAAGCCCCAUUGCAGUGAGCGGGACCAAGCGGAUCUUGAUCCAUGCGCGGGACCACAGUGUGGCGGAGAAUCUGGAGUACACAUCCGUAUGGAAUGCAGCGGCCCUGAACACCGCGGACAUCCCAGAAACCUUGGCGGCUAUGAAGGCUAAAAGAGCACCCAAGUUCGUGCCCUUGAUGAAGACAAAGAUGUAGUCAUACAGAAUGGUGUACAUAUUUGCAUCCCCCAUUCGAACUCACGCCGCGGACGCAGCACGUGCUGGUGUAAGCGGCUGCUGAUACGGCGGCGGCUCCGAAGCCAGCACGUGUGCUUCGAGAACGGCGAGCCGGUCCUCUAAGAAACGCUCGCGCGCCGAAGAGCCGGAGAUCAUCGUAGACGCUUCAGCAGACGAGUCCGCGUAGGGGUGGCUGUAGGGAGCGCGGGGACCCACACUCGUCGAAAGCGAUGUCAAGGAGCCGUUCUCGCGCGCAUUCAUCCAGCUUGUGUCCACUGGAAUAGGGGAAGGAAGUGAGCGUCUAGCCGCGAUAUCAGCCGUGUUCGAAACCACGUACUCGUCUUGGAGUCCAGCCGUGAUUCCGAGUAGCCAGAAGAUGAUGUCGUGCUUGAUUCGGCAUUCUGAGCGGGCGUCUGCGGAUCCGUCUGAGUCGUGGCUGAAGCUGGAGUAGUCGCGUAGGGUUGUAAAAUUGAUACCGGCGCAGACGAAGUGUCGACAAAUGGCUGAACUGGCAGCUGGGGCUGACGAUUGCGCAAAUUGCGCACUCGAGGACCCGCAUCCGAGUCGUCAGCCUCGUCGGCCUGUGUCCCCAGUCCUCUCCUUCUCCUCCACCUCGUCAGGGAGAACAACAGUAAAACAAGUCCGAGAAGGACGACGACUCCUGAAACGGUUCCCCCGGCAAUAGCCCCCGUGUUCGAUUUCUUGUGCAGCAAAGGCGACGAGGCUGUCGUACUAUCGAGUCUGAAUCGAUGCCGGAGUCAAUAUCUAGUCAUCGAUGACUCACGAUGAAUUUGGACUCGCUGCCGACGCAGUGAUUACCGCGUAGUCGAUCAAUGCAGACGUCCCAUUCGUGAGCCCUUUGCCCACGACCCAGGACACGGUAUGUUUUAC
Messenger RNA from Mycena citricolor, 1800 nucleotides. NCBI's taxonomy places the organism in Eukaryota, Fungi, Basidiomycota, Agaricomycetes, Agaricales, Mycenaceae. The record is from the annotation of a GenBank genome assembly.